GCUGCUGCUGCUACUGCUGCUGGCCAGUGAUCCAUCCGGCUCUGCUGGCUGCUGCCUCAAUCCUCCUUUAUCUGGUUCUCAGAAAUCCUCUCCUCGAUUUUCCCCCCCCCUCUUCCUUCUCUCCACCUCGUCUACUCCAUUCCUACCUACCCCUGGCCUUGGUCAGGUACCGCCCCUUCCCCGCCGCCAACUGUCCUCUCUCGGUCGUCCUCCGUCCAACCCCGGCCAACUUCCCUUUGAUGCAGCCAUAGUCCGUCUCGUUGACCAUCGCUCUCGUGCCCCUCGAGGGCCCGUCCCAUUCCUCCCACCAUGUCCUACCAGGCCCAGGCGGGUCACCCGGUCCCCGUCUACAACCCCAUGGCCGCCAUCAGCGCCCCCGCCGGCACCUUUCUGCCCGGAACCAAGGUCCAAGUCGGCAGCCAUCGGGUCGUGGUCGAGAAAUACCUCUCCGAGGGCGGUUUCGCCCACGUCUACGUUGUGCGCCUGCCUCAACCCGUUGAUGGCUCCGAUCGGGCGGUCCUCAAGCGCGUGGCCGUCCCGGACAAGGCGGCCCUGGCCAACAUGCGCACCGAAGUCGAGACCAUGAAGAAGCUCAAAGGGCACCGGCACAUUGUCACCUACAUUGAUUCUCAUGCGUCGCAGCUGCACGGUGGCGGAUACGAGGUCUUUCUUCUUAUGGAGUUCUGCUCCGGUGGCGGUCUGAUCGACUUUAUGAACACGCGCUUGCAGAACCGACUGACCGAGCCGGAGAUCAUCAAGAUCUUUUCCGACGUGGCGGAAGGUGUCGCCUGCAUGCACUACCUCAAGCCUCCACUGUUGCAUCGAGAUCUCAAGGUCGAGAAUGUUCUCAUCUCUCGCCAGGGGAGCACCUCUCUCUACAAGCUGUGCGACUUUGGCUCCACGGCCCCGCCGCGCCCGGCCGCCACAUCCGCGGCAGAAGGCCGGCUGAUCGAGGACGACGUCCAGCGCCAUACCACGCUACAGUACCGCAGUCCGGAGAUGAUCGACGUCUACCGAAAGCAGCCUAUCGAUGAGAAGAGCGACAUCUGGGCCCUGGGUGUCCUUCUCUACAAGCUGUGCUACUAUACGACUCCGUUCGAGGAGGUGGGGCAGAUGGCCAUCUUGAAUGCAAGCUACAAGUUUCCUAGCUACCCGCCUUUCUCCGACCGCUUGAAGAUGCUAAUUGCCUGGAUGCUGAAAGAACACCCCCAAAAGCGCCCGAAUAUCUUCGAAGUGGUGCGCGAGAUCUGCCACAUGCAGGGCAAGGAUGUCCCGAUCCGCGAUAUCUAUGCCAAUCGCUCGACGUCGGAAGCCCGCCGGUACCAGGAACUCCCGCCAUCACCCACCGAAACACCGCAGGUGGGUGCCGUCUUUUCUCCCCCGGUGCAGGAGACUCAGAUCAUUCCGGAGAUUGCUCCGAUGCGACGGGGCCGUCCGACAAGACCGACUCAGUCGCAACACAGCUCCGCCAAACCGAGCCCGUCCCCGUACCGCGGCUCCGGAGAUCCCUUUGCAGUCCUCGAUGCUGGCAACCGACAGCGGGAGUCUGCCGAUGAGUUUGCCAACCGAUUUCCCUCUCUGGACCAAUUCCAGAUCCUGCACGAGAAGGGGGGCAAGUUCGACUUCGAGCCCACCGUUUCCGGCACCAAAGCCGAAGACGAGGAUCUGGCGCAGAGGCUUACCAACGCACUGGCAGACGACGCAUUUGCCAAGCGGCCCUCGCCGGAGAAUGAGUCGAUCCCCAAGCCCGCGUCGGAGCCAACGGUCCUUCGACGCCCUCAGCCGACGCCGAUCAAAACCAAGUCCUCGGAGGUGCUCGAGACCUACCGCGAGGAUUCCCGGUCCCAGGUGCCCCUGUAUCAGCCCGUUCCGCAGAAACCGACCAUGGUCUCGACGGGCACGAUGACCUCCCCUCCGGCGACGCCUGGACUGGAGUCCAAGCCAUCUAGCCGUCCCAUCUACAAGUUCCCUGCCGGUGACCAUCAACGUCGGCCGUCCAGCCAACCGUGGACGGCGGAAACGGACCGGAAAUCGGCCCGGCAGAGCAAGGUUCCGUCGCCUACCAGCUCCUCCUUUCCCAAUCCAAGAGUCUCGGCCGACCGGGUCUCCGAGCUGUCCGCCUCACCGCGGCCAUCCCUGGACGGGCUCCGACCGACCAAUCUGGACGUGGAAGAGCCCGUCCGGUCCAAGUCGGCCAACAGUCGAUCCCGGCCAGUAUCAGUUCAUGCUGGGGCGCGAUUUGAGGUACCUCGCGGAUCGGAGAGCGCACGCUCAUCGCUCGACCUGCCGCGCCCGUCAUACGAUGGUGGCGCGCCCCUGCAACAUGCGCGCACGGAGACAGACCAACCGUACGACCGCAACAUCUCGUCGGAUGUAGAUUAUCUGCGGGCGCGAGAAGAGGAGAGCAGCCGGAAGCGCGAGAAGCGGUACAGCGGCACGGCCAAGCACACCAAACGGUCAAGCCUGUCGACACUGUCACUGUCGGGCACGAAGACGCUGUUUGCGGGGCGGUUCGGCGAUGCCUUCCGGCGGUUCGAACAAAGCAAUCCGGACAGCAAGACGCAGUCUCCUGUGGCCGAGGAGUUUCCCAAGCCGGUGGUGCCAGCAGCGGAGGUGACGGCCGAGCCGGCCAGCGAUCUGAUCGAAAUGGACAAUGAGGACAUCUCCCCCGAGAUGCGGCGGGAGCUGGAGCGGCGGCGCCUCUCCCAGGAGGAGAAGCGUGUAGCCAGCGCGGCGGCGGAGUACCGCCGGCGGGUGGCCGAGGGCGGCGCGGGCGGCUGGAAGGGCAACGACGGAUCCCGGUCGCAGGCGAUCCAGAACAAGGUGCAGUCGCUGCUCAGCGAGUCGAACCGGGCGCCGCCUCCGCCGAAGACGGCGACGGGCUACGGGCGAUACACGGACGAGAGCCCCGCUUUGCAGGCAAAGCCCACGGAGGCGCGUCCAGAUACACGGGUGAACACCCGGGUGACUGGCUCGGGGUACACGCCCUCUGCGGCCUCGCCGGUGCAGGAACGAUUCGAACCUCGCGGACUGUCGCGGCAGGAAACGGCGUCGACCGGAUAUGCGGUCUCGCAGCGUACGGGGCCGCGGCCAGCGCUACCACCAAAGCCCAAGGGGCUGCGGGUUGGUGCAGCGGAGAGCCAGGACAGCAGUUCCACGGUGACAUCGCCGACGGUGGGGGGCGAUGAUUGGGAGGAGAACUUCAGCCGACGAUUCCCAAGUCUGUCGGGAUUAGAGAUGGAGACGGAGAUCGAGAUGGCGCGGGUGCCACUGCGGACGCGAGAGGUGUAAUGGUGUUGAGAUAUAGAUAGAACGUAAUCUGUUAUACAUAGGUAGACCUGUGCGAUCAGCGAGCGAGCAAUGCAUUUACCAGUGAAAGUUAG
Aspergillus ibericus CBS 121593 is the source of this 3383-nucleotide messenger RNA. RefSeq names its product putative serine/threonine protein kinase. Lineage: Eukaryota; Fungi; Ascomycota; Eurotiomycetes; Eurotiales; Aspergillaceae. The record is from RefSeq and is a predicted model, not a curated record. The transcript has 3 exons. The coding region runs from base 310 to 3291 and encodes 993 amino acids. Gene Ontology annotation, cellular component: cytoplasm. Gene Ontology annotation, biological process: peptidyl-threonine phosphorylation; protein autophosphorylation; actin filament organization. Gene Ontology annotation, molecular function: ATP binding; protein serine/threonine kinase activity.